This is a messenger RNA of Neogale vison (American mink), 2609 nucleotides long. It is a transcript of the gene C1QTNF6, whose product is annotated as C1q and TNF related 6. Gene Ontology annotation, molecular function: protein binding. The record is from RefSeq and is a predicted model, not a curated record. The coding region runs from base 188 to 985 and encodes 265 amino acids. The transcript has 3 exons. NCBI's taxonomy places the organism in Eukaryota, Metazoa, Chordata, Mammalia, Carnivora, Mustelidae.
GUGGGAAGCCAGCUCAGCCCGCUCCCUCCGCCUUCCCUCCGCCUCUCUCCCUCCUUCUCUCCCUCCCUCUUCGGCUCAGCCUGGGGGUCUGGGCCAGCAAUAAGCAGACAUGGGCCAAGGAGCCAGAGACUGCCCAGAGGCCGGGGGUCUGUGAGCUGCCGUGGAGGCCACUGGACACGGGGUCACCAUGGGGAUAGCUGCCCUGGACCUCCUCUGUGCAGGGCUCCUGCUCCCUCUCUUGGUGUUUGCGGUCCCCACCGAGGAGCCCUCCUCUGGGGAUGCGGUGGCCUCGGGUGCCCCUGGGUACUGUCAACGGUGCUGUGACUCUGAGGACCCCCUGACCCCUGCCGAUGAAGCAGUGUCAUCCGCCUCUCCAUCUGCCCUCCCAUACCUGCUGCCUGAGGUCAGGCCCUACAUUAACAUCACCAUCCUGAAGGGUGACAAAGGGGACCGAGGCCUGCUGGGCACGCCCGGGAAGCUGGGCCGGGAGGGUCCCCGGGGGGAGCGUGGCCCGCAGGGCACCAAGGGCGCCAAGGGGCAGGCGGGCAGCCCCGGGGGCCCGUGCCAGACGCACUUCUCGGCCUUCUCGGUGGGCCGCAAGACGGCCCUGCACAGCAGCGAGGGCUUCCAGCCGCUGCUUUUUGACACCGUCUUCGUCAACCCCGACGGCCACUUCGACCUGGCUGCCGGUCACUUUGUCGCCCCGCUGCGUGGCCUCUACUUCUUCAGCCUCAAUGUCCACAGCUGGAACUUCAAGGAGACGUACGUGCAUGUGGUGCACAACGAGGAGGCGGCCGUCAUCCUGUACGCGCAGCCCAGUGACCGCAGCAUCAUGCAGAGCCAGAGCGUGAUGCUGGCGCUGGCGCCCGGGGACCGCGUCUGGGUGCGUCUCUUCAAGCGCGAGCGGGAGAACGCCGUCUACAGCGACGACGUGGACACCUACAUCACCUUCAGUGGCCACCUCAUCAAGCCUGAGGAUGAUUAGUGGCCUCCGGUGGGGCAGCCCCGGCCCUGGGGUGGGGGGGAACUGUGGGCAAAGUUGUCCUCCAUGAAGUGGGCCCCCCCCGACCAAGCGUUCUGGAUGGGCUUCCUCUUCUUUCCUUCCCUCCAUCAUCUCGCUCUCUCUCUUCUCUUGGACAUAUUUUAAGAAGCACGCUAACCUGAAUAUUCUAGAACUUUCCCAGCCUGCGAACGCGGCAGAUUCUGACUCUGGUUCUGAAGGGGGCGGUGUCCAGGGUUCUGCACGUCUGAGAAGUUCCUGGAUGUAGUUGGUGCUAUUGGUCCAGGGACCCGCCUUGAGUCCCCAGAUUCUAGACCUUUCCCAACAUUCUGGAAUCCUCCAGACAUUCUAGACUCUUGCCAAAUCUUUCACUUCUCUCAUCUUUCCAGGACCCCCACCCCUAUCCUCUUGCUCCUUCCACCUUCUCUGUCUCUCUCUUGUGCACCCCACUUGUGCAGCCGCCGUUCCCUUAUUCAUUCAUCAAACGCUCUCUGAGCACUCACUCUGUGUCAGGCUCUGGGGAAGCUGAGGUGAGACACAGGCCCUGCCCUUGGUGAGUGCCCAGCCCCGCCAGGGUGGGGAGACACAGGCUCAGGAAACCAGACCCAGAAAAAUAGCAGGGCUCUCAUCAUAGAAGUCUGUGUCUGGGUGUUCAGCCACCAGGGACCGUCCUUGUCUGCAGGUCCCCAAGGUGGAUAGAGUCCCCAAGGUAGGGGGGAUCCUUAUCCUUGUCCAUUUCUUUCCUUCCUGCCCACUGCCCUUCAUUAAAGCAAACCCCAGAAGGGCCUUGGUCAGGGCAAGGGUGCUAUGAGGGGAGGGUCCAGGGGCCUGCGGCAUUUGGGGGUGAAGAGGGCCCUUGGGAAAGGAAGCCCAGACCCACAUCUCCACAUGUCAGGUACGGCAGCCUGCGAGGACUCCUCUCCUCCUCACACAUCCCCUUCCCCAUCCCCAACGCGCCUGGGCCUCGGUUCUCCCAGGCUCCCAGCCACCGCCAGACACUGAUGUCGUCCCCAGGUGCUCUCUGACCCUCCUUGGCCCUCCUUGGCGGCCCAAUGUCCCUGGCUUUCCAGACCUUGUUAAAGUGCUAAGGCCCCGGUGGGCAGCUCGUGCCCGGCACGGAGCCUCCUGUGGCCAGAUGCCACCUUGACAUGUGCCACUGGGCCAUGGGCCAGGCUUUGGAGCCCUCAGCAGGUCUAGGGAACUGAAGCGGGCAACAUCCCAGGUCAGUCGAGGGGAAUCUCCUCUGAGCCAUGAGGCCAAGAUAGGCACUGGGAGUGACCAAGGCCAAGGAAGGGACAUCAGGCCUGUCCUUUCUCCCUCUCCCGGGGUGGGGCAGUCUGGCCGUCUCCGGCCUUCUUGUCUCCUAUCCCAGGUAGCCUGAAACUCUCUCCAGAGCGAAAUGGCUGCUUCCCGUUGGUGCUGAUGCUGACCGCGAGCAGUGGUCUCUGGUGCUCACUUGUAGCCGACGGAUUCAUGGCUCAGUGACAGGGGGCUGGCAGCAGGACCUGACCCCGUGCCGUGAACGCUGGUGCUAUACCCUCACUCCUCACCUGACUUCGCCCCUGUCCUGCUUGUCUGGAGUGAUUAAAGUGUGUCUGUCUUUUUGGCA